ACGUCACACGUGUAAAUUUGAUCUAAAAAAAUGUCCACAUUCAACCACUAGGCUGCCGUGGAUUAACGCAUGAGAGAACUGUGUGAUUAUUUUACAAUAAAUAUGAGAAAUAAUUGAGGAUUUGGUUUGUGUUUCAGCAUCAAGAUUAGACGUAUCAUCCUCAAUAACCUUGGCGUCGAUCGGAUCCUCCGUCCGACCUACAAGCCCCUGAUAUUCAGCAGGGCUGUCUGCCAUUGCGCAGCAGCAGCCAACUAGGUGAAGGUGGAAAAUCCACCAGGAGGAAGGAUGCUGCACUAGUCAGUCGGGGUCUGUUUCUUCUGUCAACACGUCCAGUAUUUUCUCUUCCUGCACAGUGAAACCUGCUGGACGCCGCCGUCCUUUGCACCAGCUCCCCCACCGUGGUCCGUCUCAGAUAUAUUGUCGCCCCCCCCUCCUUAAUCUCCCAGAUUGUCGGCGACUUGCUGCAGUCGGUGCUGCAGUUCUGAGCCGCUCCUGCACCGGGACAGCUGACUCAAUGAGAAAGACAUGCUCGCAUUCGUGUUGGUCUCUGGGUCGCUCUGGAUUUUAUUAGAGCUGAGUUCCACCCUGAUGGAGAAGAUGCAGGCCCAGGAGAUGAUGAGCGGCCUGAGGAUACCGGAGAUGGACGAGCUCGGCCAGUUCUUCCGCUCCCUGCCCACCUCCACGCUGGUGGGCAUCGGUGCUCUGACCGCCGUGCUGGCGUACUGGUUGGCCACCAGACCCCGUCCCAUCAAGCCUCCCUGCAGCCUGCUGCACCAGUCCGAGGAGGUGCCGCAUGAAGACGGGGGUCGCAGGUCAAUGAUGGGCGACCCCUCCAAACUGCUGACCCAUUACCAUGACGACGCCAGGACCAUGUAUGAGGUCUUCCAGAGAGGCCUUCAUAUAUCUGGUGAUGGACCUUGCUUGGGCUCGCGGCUUCCUAACCAGCCUUACAAAUGGAUGUCCUACAAAGAGGUGACAGCCCGGGCGGAGCAUCUGGGUUCAGGCCUUCUGCACCAGGGCUGCCAGCCCAACCCCAACCAGUUCAUAGGAGUGUUUGCUCAGAACAGACCCGAGUGGAUCAUCUCUGAGCUAGCCUGCUACACCUACUCCAUGGUGGUGGUUCCUCUUUAUGACACACUAGGUGCAGACGCCAUACGGUUCAUCAUUAACACCGCUGACAUCUCCACAGUCAUCUGCGACAAACUAGAGAAAGCUCAGGUGCUUUUGGAGAACGUGGAGCGGAAGGAGACCCCCGGCCUGCGAAGAAUCAUCCUGAUGGACGCCUUCGACUCUGCCCUCGUGGAGCAUGGCAAGAGCUGUGGCGUCCAUGUGCAGGCCAUGCAGGAAGUCGAGGCUCUGGGCAGAGAGCACUACAGAAAACCUAAACCACCAGCACCAGAUGACCUGUCCAUUGUGUGUUUCACCAGUGGAACCACAGGAAACCCAAAAGGAGUCAUGCUGACCCAUGGCAACGUGGUGGCGGAUUUCUCAGGCUUCCUCAAAGUAACAGACAAAGUCAUUUUCCCCAACCAGGAUGAUUGCCUCAUUUCCUUCCUGCCACUGGCUCACAUGUUUGAGAGACUGAUCGAGUCUGUGGUGUACUGCCAUGGAGGACGGAUCGGGUUCUAUCAGGGCGACAUCCGUCUCCUCCCAGACGACAUGAAGGCCCUGCGGCCGACCAUUUUCCCCGUGGUGCCUCGACUGCUCAACCGCAUGUACGACAAGAUCUUCAGCCAGGCCAACAGCCCAUUGAAGCGUUGGCUGCUCAACUUUGCUGCCAAGAGAAAAGGUGCUGAGGUCAGCAGCGGGAUCAUUCGCAGUGACAGCAUCUGGGACAAAAUCUUCUUCAGUAAGAUUCAGGCCAGUCUGGGAGGAAGGCUGAGGAUGAUUAUAACAGGAGCGGCUCCUACCUCACCCACCGUCCUGGGAUUCCUCAGAGCAGCUCUGGGAUGCCAGGUGUACGAGGCAUAUGGCCAGACAGAGUGCACAGCUGGCUGCACCUUCACCACACCUGGAGACUGGACCCCAGGUCACGUUGGGGCUCCGCUGCCAUGUAACCUCAUCAAACUGGUGGAUGUUCCUGAGAAGAACUACUUUGCUUCAAAGGGAGAGGGAGAGGUUUGUGUGAAGGGACCAAACGUGUUUAAGGGCUACCUUAAAGACCCGGAGAGAACAGCAGAGACGCUGGAUGCAGACAGCUGGCUGCACACCGGAGACAUCGGCAAAUGGUUACCUAACGGCACACUGAAGAUCAUUGACAGGAAAAAGCACAUCUUCAAGCUGGCACAGGGUGAAUACAUCUCCCCCGAGAAGAUCGAGAACAUCUACAUUAGGAGUGAACCUGUGGCGCAGCUCUAUGUUCAUGGAGAUAGUCUGCAGUCCUGUUUGGUUGGAAUUGUGGUUCCUGACCCUGAGGUUAUGCCUGAAUGGGCCAAGAAGAAAGGCAUGUUGGGCACCUACAAGGACCUAUGUAAAAACACGCAAUUAAAGAAGGCAAUCCUUGAAGAUCUGGUGCGUUUGGGCAAAGCCAGUGGCCUCCAUUCUUUUGAGCAGGUGAAGAACAUUUACAUCCACAAUGAGAUGUUCUCGAUUGAAAACGGCCUCCUGACUCCGACACUAAAGGCCAAGAGACCGGAGCUGAAGGAAUUCUUCAAGGCGAAGAUUGAUCAGCUCUACAGCAGCAUCUCCAUGUGAAAGCCGGUGAACCUCAUUUUCCUCCAAGCAUCCCGACUCUACAAUCUGCUUCGACCAGUGACCUGCUGUGGGACAAAGACGUGUCACCUGAGGCUUAACAUGCUUUUGAGAAGCAAACCAAAACUGGCCCAACUGUAGAGGAUUUGAAAUGCCUAGAUAAAAACAAAUUAAAGCAAGAAAAUGAAAUACAA
This is a messenger RNA of Amphiprion ocellaris (clown anemonefish), 2885 nucleotides long. RefSeq names its product acyl-CoA synthetase long chain family member 6 (gene acsl6). Gene Ontology annotation, cellular component: endoplasmic reticulum; membrane. Gene Ontology annotation, biological process: long-chain fatty-acyl-CoA biosynthetic process; very long-chain fatty acid metabolic process; long-chain fatty acid metabolic process. The transcript is spliced from 21 exons. NCBI's taxonomy places the organism in Eukaryota, Metazoa, Chordata, Actinopteri, Pomacentridae. The coding region runs from base 526 to 2694 and encodes 722 amino acids. The record is from RefSeq and is a predicted model, not a curated record. Gene Ontology annotation, molecular function: arachidonate-CoA ligase activity.